CAUGCAUUGAGAGAAACACACACACACACACACACACACAUACUAGUGGCGACCACAUUUUCACAGCCUGCUCUUCAGACUGACAGCAGCAAACGGAGUUGAGAGGCAGCAACAUAGAGCGAGGGAGGACGAGAAAGAGAAAACAAGGGUGGCAUCCACAGAGGAGAAGAGCCUACACAGGAUUUUUCUCUUUUAUCUCUCUGGGAGCCAUAAAAGGAUUCUCCCCUUCUUGAACUGAACUUGCUCUGCUGCUAAAGAGGACCUGCUCCCUGCUAUGGCAGCCCCGGUGGGACAUGGGAACACUGUCUCCCUCUCGUCUUCCUCCUCUCAUCGCUGGCUCCUCUGGGCUCUGCUGAGCCUUUCAAGCCAAGUGUGGGGCUUUAACCUGGAUACUACUCACACACUGCACAAGUUGGGAGACCGUGGCACCUUUUUUGGUUUCUCUCUAGCACUUCACCAGCAGCUUACCCCAGAGCCUCAGAGCUGGAUUCUCGUGGGGGCGCCGCAGGCAGCGGGGCAGGGCCUGUUGCAGGGCAGACGUCCAGGAGCUUUGUUCAGGUGUCCAAUCACACCAGAGGAGUACGACUGUGAGAGGGUGGAUAUUGAUGGAGAAGUGGAUCUGGACAGAGAGAGCAAAGACAACCAGUGGCUGGGAGUCACUGUCAAGAGUCAGGGGAUUGGAGGGAAGGUGGUGACCUGCGCUCACCUGUAUGAGCUCAGGCAACGCGUGGGUCAAGCUUCAGAGACUCGUGACCCAAUCGGACGCUGCUACGUCCUCAGUGAAGACCUGACAGAGCGAGACGACCUGGAUGGAGGGGAGUGGAAGUUCUGUGAGGGCCGGCCGCAGGGCCACGAGCAGUUUGGCUUCUGCCAGCAGGGACUGUCCGUCAGUUUCACCCCAGACAACAACUUCAUCCUGUUUGGUGCUCCGGGAACUUACAACUGGAAAGGUGAGAUGCGCGCCCAGCUCCUAAACCAGACUCUGCUUGACCUUGGUUUCUAUGACGACGGGCCCUACGAGGUGGCAGAUCAGAAACAACUUAAUGCCCAGCUCAUCCCUGUGCCCUACCACAGUUACCUGGGGCUCUUGUUCAUGGCUAGCCCCAUUGAAGAUGCGCUGCUGUACAAAACUCUGGAGCCCUCCAGCCGGCCCACAGCGUUUGAGGAUGUAGCUCAUAAUAGCUACUUAGGGUUUUCUGUGGACUCGGCCAUGGGGAUAAUGAGCCUUGGGGAGCUAACUUUUGUGGCAGGCGCACCUCGGGCCAAUCACACAGGGGCAGUGGUGCUGCUGAGGAAGGACAACGUGUACCGGCUGGUGCCACAGCACAUCUUCUGGGGGGAGGAGCUGGCCUCUUCAUUUGGCUACUCAGUAGCUACAACGGAUUUAAACAAGGACGGCUGGACAGAUCUGAUUGUUGGUGCUCCUAAUUUCUUUGACCGUAAGGCAGAGAUUGGUGGAGCUGUGUAUGUUUACCUAAACCCCUUCGGUCACUGGGACGAUCAGGCUCGGCCGAUUCGGCUUAACGGGACCUACGACUCAAUGUUUGGAAUGACAGUCAGCAAUGUAGGAGAUCUGGACCAGGACGGAUACGGCGAUAUUGCUGUGGGGGCACCGUUUGAUGGUGAUGGCAAAGUUUUCAUCUACAGAGGCUCAAAUGCUGGAAUUGAAACAAAACCUGCUCAGGUGCUGGAUGGUCGUGACUUUGAUGUGAGACGUUUUGGAUACUCCAUCUCAGGCGGUUUGGAUAUUGAUAAUAACCAAUACCCAGAUGUAGCAGUGGGCUCACUUAACAACUCAGUGGUUCUCUUCAGGUCUCGUCCAGUCAUUCAUGUGGUCAGAGAUAUAUCUAUCGAUCCUGGGAAAAUUGAUCUGAAGCAGCAGAACUGUAAGGGCAGAGAAGGAGUCUGCGUGGAGGUCAAGGCGUGCUUCACCUUCACAGCCCACCCAGAACACUACUCACCACACAUUACCCUGGUUGUGCACUUUGAAGCCGACACCGAGCGCAGGAAGCUGGGCCUCCCACACCGCAUUAACUUCCUGGGCCGCAGUUCCCUGGAGCCGGAGUAUACUCAGACAGAAGAGGUGGAGCUGCAUCGUCAGCGUCACCCUGUGUGCACCACUGCUACCUUCCAGCUUCACGAGAACAUCCGGGACAAACUGCGUCCCAUCUCAGUGGCGAUAACCCACACUAUCAAGCCUGUGCCACCACGCAGACACUCAGCCAAGCGGCUGGAGAAGCUGGCGCCUGUACUGAGUGUUUCCCCCUCUAAUACGCUGCAGUCGGAGGUGAACUUCCGGCGAGAAGGAUGCGGGAACGACACAAUCUGCCAGAGCAACCUGAAGCUGAGCUACCAGUUUGGGACACGACCCAUAACCUCUGACCUCUUCACCCCUCUGCCAAAAGACGAGGAUGAUGUGCAGGUGUUCUCCCUGUCAGACCAGCGGUUGGUGGUGCUAGAGAUCACUGUCACCAACAUGCCCUCUGACCCCCUGAACCCUGAGGAGGAUGGAGACGACGCCCACGCUGCUCAGCUGCUUAUCUCCUUACCAGACACUCUGUCAUAUGCCGGCUCCAGGGUCCCGCCACAGAUGAGAUGCCAAGCGAACCAGAAUGGCUCUCAAGUUGAAUGUGACCUGGGAAACCCUGUGAAACGAAAUACGAAGCUGAAAUUCUCCAUCAACUUGAGCACAUCUAACAUCACAAUUGAGACCACUGAGCUGACAGCAGAUCUCUCACUGUCAACGAUCAGUGAGCAGCCUGGUUUGGCACCGGUUACAGCCUUUGCUAAAGUGGUGAUAGAGCUCCCUCUGUCUGUCAGCGGACUUGCUCGUCCUCACCAGCUGUUCUUCAGCGGGACAGUAAAGGGAGAGAGUGCCAUGACCAGUCUGGAGGACAUCGGCAGCCCUGUGGAUUUUGAGUUUGUGGUUGCGAAUCCCGGACAAGCCCUGCAGACACUCGGCUCGGCCUUCCUCAACAUAAUGUGGCCUUACGAGUUGACCAAUGAGAAGUGGCUCCUGUAUCCCGCCAGCUUGAAGUUCGAGGGUCACCCAGACACACAGUGCACCCCAACAGGGGCCUUAAAUCCUCUGAAGCUAUACAGCUCCUCACUUGCAGACCUUCCACGGCCUGUCAAUCGCGUGGAGGGGCGAACACGUCGCUCCCACCCAGAGGAGGAAGGUCAAGUGAUGACAAAAGACAGUGUGAGACGGACCACCCCAGCUGUGGCGGCUUCAGACAGACGCAAGUCGCUCAAACUGGAUUGUCUCUUGGGGUCGGCACGCUGUGUCGUGUUCCAGUGUCCCCUCCACAGCUUCUCCGGUCAGGCUGUCCUCAAGAUCCACGCCAGGCUGUGGAACAGCAGCUUCAUAGAGGAGUUUCCAGCCGUAAGUGCUCUGGAGCUUCUGGUCCGAGCCAACAUCACUGUCAAGUCCAGCAUCAAACAUCUGGUCCUCAAGGAUGCAGCUGCAAAGGUUCCAGUGAUGAUCUAUCCUGAGCCUGGUCUCACUGACCAGUACUGGAUCCCCUGGUGGAUCAUCCUCAUAGCCGUCCUGGCAGGCAUCCUGCUGCUGACUCUGCUGGUCUGCAUACUGUGGAAGUGUGGUUUCUUCCAACGGGCCCACUACAAAGACAAACUGCCUCAGUACCACGCGGUGAAGAUUCCUCGCGAGGACCGGCCUCAGUUCCAGACUGAGAAGUCAGGAGUUGUCCAUAAAAAGGAAUGGGCCACACACUGGAGCGACGGUACCUCUUAACUCUCUCUAAAGCACUGACUGACUGAAUUUAUUCGAAUCACCAUGUGUGGCUCUCAUUCUGUCUUUGCAUUGGAACUAACGGACUAAGAAAGUGCACAUAAACUGAGAUCAUGACAUUUUGUGCACUCUGUACUGUGUCAGUACUGGUGGCCUCGUACAGUGUGACUGGAUCUCUCAUACUGUAGCCCGCUGAUGGCUGGCCUUGCAUAGUCUAUUUAUGCUGUGCAUCUAUAUCAGUGUGUUACAGUUUAAACUGAAGGCCAAUGAGAAAUCAGAGCCAGUCUAGCUGCUCAAGAUGCUUUGCAACCUGCAGAAGAAGUACUGAUGCUCACAUGGACUUCACAGUCUGUCAUCAGGACAAAGGAGGACAGAAAAUCACAAAGACAUGCAUGAAUGCACAAACAUACAGUAUAAUCAUAGAUGCAUACAGACACACUGGACAUUGUUGAUGAGGAAGCCACUGCCUGUGACAAACACUACUUUUUGCCUUAACUACUGUAAGACUGACGACUGAUAUGGGCAAUGAAAUAAUGCAUUUUUUUAAAAUAGAAAUUAUGUUUUGGGAUUUUCUGUUAGUUAGCACUGGUAAGCAAUGGGAAAAUGUCAGUAUGUAAGAUAUCAGUAACAUGUUGCCGAACACUGAGUGUUGUCUGGUUUUGCUGAUUGCUCUGAAAACAAGUUCACAUGAUAGUUUUUUGUAUUUCCUUAUUCAAGGAAAAGAAAUUGCCUUUUUGUGUCAAUAUCUUUUUUCACUUUUUGUUAAUAUGUCAGUCAGGUGUACUGUACAUUGAUAGUUUAUUGCCUGAGUGAACUUGAAAAAGAACAAAAAAUGUCACUAUAUGACACCACGGCCAUAGCGCUGUAGUCGCAUGAAAACCAAACAUGUAAGAAAAGCAAAGCAAUAUUUACUCUAUGGUCUGCACAUAUGCAGUGUAAGCAUUUAAAUUUUUGGACCAGUGUGUAAAAUGAUUAUGUGCAAAAACAUAGUCUCGAAUGAAAGGUCCAGUGUGUAGGAUUUAUGGAGAAUAUAUUGACAGAAAUUGAGUAAAUAUAUAAAAAGUAAUAUAAUAAGAGUGUAUAUUUCACCUUAAAAUAAUAAUUUUCAUGUUUUCGUUAUCUAAGAUUGAGGCAUUUAUGUGUGCAUGUGUUCCUACAGCAGCACAGACUGUGCAAUUCAAGCACCGGGUCCAGAUUCGCUUUUCGUUUUUCACAUUUACGUGUUGGCCAACGUAGUUAGCAGCCCAUCCUCCAUCCAGAUAAUUAAGCCUGAUAAAAACCUGAGUAAUGAACACUAAAGGAAUCCUAACCGGGAGUUUCAGCAGUUUGCAAUCAGCGAUCCUCACUUUGCUAAAUGCAGAGUCUCCAACACAUUCAUUUAUUUAUGGCGGCCCGCCACGAUUAAAACAUCUGCCGUCACAAAUAGAUUUUCUAUUUUUAGAG
Plectropomus leopardus (leopard coralgrouper) is the source of this 5194-nucleotide messenger RNA. The record is from RefSeq and is a predicted model, not a curated record. NCBI's taxonomy places the organism in Eukaryota, Metazoa, Chordata, Actinopteri, Perciformes, Serranidae.